Messenger RNA from Myotis brandtii (Brandt's bat), 3540 nucleotides. RefSeq names its product chloride channel, voltage-sensitive 4 (gene CLCN4). The transcript is spliced from 12 exons. Gene Ontology annotation, cellular component: synaptic vesicle; early endosome; Golgi apparatus. The record is from RefSeq and is a predicted model, not a curated record. Gene Ontology annotation, molecular function: voltage-gated chloride channel activity. Gene Ontology annotation, biological process: chloride transport; transmembrane transport. Lineage: Eukaryota; Metazoa; Chordata; Mammalia; Chiroptera; Vespertilionidae. The coding region runs from base 194 to 2458 and encodes 754 amino acids.
GGCGGGGGGCGGGGGGGCCGGGCCUGGGAGCCUGAGGCUGAAAUUGACAGUCACCCCUGGCAGGAGGGUGAGCCUGCGGCUUUCUGUCUCCAUCAGACCCCGGCCCCGCAGGAGCAGAUUUCCGUGGCGUUUGAACUCUUAUCUCAGGGACCUGAAGCACAAGGUGUGAGUAGCAUGGUCACGUGCAGGAGCGAUGAGCGGCUCCGGCAACCUCAUGGAUUUUCUGGAUGAGCCAUUCCCUGACGUGGGGACGUACGAGGACUUCCACACCAUCGACUGGCUGAGGGAGAAGUCGCGGGACACCGACAGGCACAGAAAGAUCACCAGCAGGAGCAAGGAGUCCGUGUGGGAGUUCAUCAAGGGCCUGCUGGACGCCUGGUCGGGAUGGGUGGUCAUGCUGCUCAUCGGGCUGCUGGCGGGCACCUUGGCCGGGGUCAUCGACCUGGCCGUGGACUGGAUGACGGACCUGAAGGAGGGCAUCUGCUUGUCCGCCUUCUGGUACAGCCACGAGCAGUGCUGCUGGACCUCCUCCGAGACCACGUUUGAGGACAGGGACAAGUGCCCGCUGUGGCAGAAGUGGUCGGAGCUGCUGGUCAAUCGCUCGGAGGGUGCCAGCGCCUACAUCCUGAACUACCUGCUGUACGUCCUGUGGGCCUUGCUCUUUGCGUUCUUGGCCGUCUCCCUGGUGCGUGUGUUUGCGCCCUACGCCUGUGGCUCAGGUAUCCCCGAGAUAAAGACCAUCCUGAGCGGCUUCAUCAUCAGGGGCUACUUGGGCAAGUGGACCCUGCUGAUCAAGACCGUCACCCUGGUGCUGGUGGUGUCCUCGGGCCUGAGCCUCGGCAAGGAAGGGCCCCUGGUGCACGUGGCUUGUUGCUGUGGCAACUUCUUCAGCAGCCUCUUCUCCAAGUACAGCAAGAACGAGGGCAAGAGGCGCGAGGUACUUUCAGCUGCGGCUGCUGCCGGGGUCUCCGUUGCGUUCGGUGCUCCAAUUGGCGGUGUGCUUUUCAGCCUGGAGGAGGUCAGUUACUACUUCCCCCUGAAGACCUUGUGGCGGUCCUUCUUCGCGGCCCUGGUGGCGGCCUUCACGCUGCGCUCCAUCAACCCCUUUGGGAACAGCCGCCUCGUUCUCUUUUACGUGGAAUAUCACACGCCCUGGUACAUGGCCGAGCUCUUCCCCUUCAUCCUGCUGGGCGUCUUCGGGGGCCUGUGGGGCACCCUCUUCAUCCGCUGCAACAUCGCCUGGUGCCGGAGGCGCAAAACCACCCGGCUGGGGAAGUACCCGGUGCUGGAGGUCAUCGUGGUGACCGCCAUCACCGCCAUCGUCGCCUACCCCAACCCCUACACACGCCAGAGCACGAGCGAGCUCAUUUCCGAGCUGUUCAAUGACUGCGGGGCCCUCGAGUCCUCCCAGCUCUGCGACUACAUCAACGACCCCAACAUGACCCGGCCCGUGGAUGACAUUCCCGACCGGCCGGCCGGGCGCGGGGUGUACACGGCCAUCUGGCAGCUGGCCCUGGCGCUGGUCUUCAAGAUCGUCAUCACCAUCUUUACCUUCGGCAUGAAGAUCCCGUCCGGCCUCUUCAUCCCCAGCAUGGCUGUGGGGGCCAUGGCGGGCAGGAUGGUGGGCAUCGGCGUGGAGCAGCUGGCGUACCAUCACCACGACUGGAUCAUCUUCAGGAACUGGUGCAGGCCCGGAGCGGACUGCGUCACCCCGGGACUCUACGCAAUGGUGGGAGCAGCAGCCUGCCUAGGUGGCGUGACCAGGAUGACGGUGUCAUUGGUGGUCAUCAUGUUUGAAUUAACCGGGGGUCUGGAGUACAUUGUCCCUUUGAUGGCAGCAGCCGUGACCAGCAAGUGGGUGGCCGACGCCUUUGGGAAAGAAGGCAUCUAUGAGGCCCACAUCCACCUCAACGGAUACCCAUUCCUGGACGUGAAGGAUGAGUUCACGCACCGCACGCUGGCCACCGACGUCAUGCGGCCGCGGCGCGGGGAGCCCCCGCUGUCCGUGCUCACCCAGGACAGCAUGACCGUGGAGGACGUGGAGACGCUCAUCAAAGAGACCGACUACAACGGCUUCCCGGUGGUGGUGUCCCGGGACUCCGAGCGCCUCAUUGGAUUCGCCCAGAGGAGGGAACUGAUUCUCGCCAUAAAGAACGCCAGGCAGAGGCAGGAGGGCAUCGUGAGCAACUCCAUCAUGUACUUCACGGAGGACCCCCCCGAGCUGCCGGCCAACAGCCCGCAACCCCUGAAGCUGCGCCGGGUCCUGAACCUCAGCCCUUUCACGGUCACGGACCACACCCCCAUGGAGACGGUGGUGGACAUCUUCCGGAAGCUGGGGCUCCGCCAGUGCCUGGUGACGCGGAGCGGGAGACUUCUUGGCAUCAUCACAAAAAAGGAUGUUCUGAGACAUAUGGCCCAGAUGGCAAACCAGGACCCUGAAUCCAUCAUGUUUAAUUAGAAACAAGAUGGCAGUCGUUUUGAGAAAAACACAACUGUGUCAUUUUAAAAGAAGUAAACAAGUGAUAUGUUAUUAUCCUAAUGAAUGACCCAGAAGCUUUGUUUGAAAGGAAGGGAAGAAGGAUGAAACGUUUGUUAAAAAAAUACACCAAUGAGUAGGCAUUUUAUAGCUUUAACUCCUUAUGAGUUUCAAAUUGUGUUUGUUAAUGAAUUUACUAACUGCUACGGGGGCAGGUGGGUGGGUGUGGACGAUGGAACACAAAUGCCGAAUCAAGAAAUGUUUGCCCUUCUGUUCAAGGCUGGUGUUUCUGAAGCUUUGAGUCCCAAAGGCAGAGGGGUAUCGGGGUGCCAGUGCCCUUAUUCAUUGGUUCCUGAAGUUUUGCUGCUAUGUUACUGAGUUGGACUAAAUGUAUUUGCACUUACUUUGUUGGAAAAGGAAAAGAAUUUAAGUGUGAACAUAGUGAAAGCUGCAAGUAUGGGGUCACGCAUGAACAUCCCCUUUCUCGCUCCUGUUCUCAGUCUAUUUGCUUAGCCAUCAGUUUCUAAACCAACAUCAGGCUCACCUGUUAUGAUGAGUCUGAAGAAAUCAUUUCUCUAUGCAAGACCAGCACCUUGGGCCAGCCCGACGGAGCAUUGGAGCGUUUAGUGCUGCACUGUAUUCCCUUCCAGGCAAAGGGAUUCAUCCUUAUUAUGAGAAUGUACUCACCCAGUCACUGAUUGGCAUCCCCAUUGCAUUUGUUUCAUUUAUUUAUUGCUGUUGCCUGUGCGGUCUUACAUAUCGAUCAGUCCAGCCCUUUCCAUGGGACACAUCUUAUAUGCUGCCAGCUUGGCGUACGUGUGCGUCAAUUUCCAAAUAGCCUAGACAGGAGUCAGAGCAGGCUACCCAGUGCGACUACUUCUUUUUCUUCCCCGAUCUUAUUAAAUACGCUGCUGAGAGGGCGAGGCAUAUGACUUCUCAGUGGGAACUCCUCCAAAUGGAUUGCAAGAGAAAUACCAAAUUGAUUCUAAAUCUGUUCCAUUCUCUUCUCUGUAGGAUGCAAACUGCCCAGCUUUAAUGUCUAAGCAUGCACUCUCAUACCAGCA